Molecule: messenger RNA, 3539 nt
Organism: Alexandromys fortis (reed vole)
Lineage: Eukaryota; Metazoa; Chordata; Mammalia; Rodentia; Cricetidae
Gene: Pole2
Product: DNA polymerase epsilon 2, accessory subunit
Exons: 19
Coding region: 20-1603 (527 amino acids)
Biological process (GO): error-prone translesion synthesis; DNA-templated DNA replication
Cellular component (GO): epsilon DNA polymerase complex
Molecular function (GO): DNA binding
Source: RefSeq, a predicted model, not a curated record
GUGGCGCCAAAUUGCGAACAUGGCGCCGGAGCGGCUGCGGAGCCGCGCGGUCUCAGCUUUUAAGCUGCGCGGCUUGCUGCUGAGAGGGGAAGCCACUAAGUAUCUCACUGAAGCCCUUCAGUCUGUCACCGAGUUAGAGCUUGAAGAGACCCUAGAAAAGAUCAUCGAUGCAGUUGAAAAGCAGCCCUUGUCAUCAGACAUGAUCGAGCGGUCCGUGGUGGAAGCGGCCGUCCAGGAGUGCCGGCAGUCGGUCGAUGAGACUAUAGAGCAUAUUUUCAAUAUUAUUGGAGCUUUUGAUAUUCCACAUUUUGUGUACAGUUCAGAAAGAAAAAAAUUCCUCCCUCUAUCAAUGACUAAUCACGCUGCGCCAACCUUAUUUGGAACAGCACGAGAUAAAGCUGAGCUGUAUCGUGAACGGUAUACUAUCUUACACCAGAGGACGCACAGACAUGAAUUAUUCACUCCUCCGGUAAUAGGCUCACACCCCGAGGAAAGCGGAAGCAAAUUCCAGCUUAAAACAAUAGAAACUCUACUGGGCAGUACAAGCAAAGUCGGCGACGUGAUUGUCCUUGGAAUGAUAACCCAGCUGAAAGAGGGGAAGUUUUUCCUGGAAGAUCCUACUGGGAUAGUACAGCUGGAUCUUAGUAAAGCACAGUUCCACAGCGGCUUAUACACGGAGGCGUGCUUUGUCCUGGCUGAAGGUUGGUUUGAAGAUCAAGUGUUUCAUGUCAAUGCCUUUGGAUUUCCACCCACCGAGCCCUCUAGCACCACAAGGGCGUACUAUGGAAAUAUUAAUUUUUUUGGAGGGCCCUCUAAUGCGUCAGUGAAGACUUCUGCCAAGCUGAGACAGCUGGAGGAGGAGAACAAGGACGCCAUGUUUGUGUUUGUGUCUGACGUUUGGUUGGACCAAGUGCAGGUGUUGGAGAAGCUUCACGUCAUGUUCUCUGGUUAUUCACCGGCACCUCCAACCUGCUUCAUUCUGUGCGGUAACUUUUCAUCUGCACCCUAUGGAAAAAAUCAAGUUCAGGCUUUGAAAGACUCCCUAAAGUCUUUGGCAGACAUAAUAUGUGAAUACCCAAGUAUCCACCAAAGUAGCCGCUUUGUGUUUGUUCCUGGUCCUGAGGACCCUGGAUUUGGUUCCAUCUUACCAAGGCCUCCGCUUGCCGAGAGUAUCACGAAGGAGUUCAGAGAAAGGGUGCCGUUUUCAGUGUUCACUACUAACCCGUGCAGAAUUCAGUAUUGUACACAAGAAAUUAUUAUCUUCCGUGAAGACUUAGUAAAUAAAAUGUGUAGAAACUGUGUCCGUUUUCCUAGUAGCAAUUUGGAUAUUCCUACUCAUUUUGUCAAGACGGUCUUAUCUCAGGGACACCUGACUCCUCUACCCAUCUAUGUCUGCCCCGUCUACUGGGCAUAUGAUUACACCCUGAGAGUGUACCCUGUGCCCGACCUGCUGGUCAUCGCAGACAAGUAUGACCCGUUCACUGUGACCAACACGGAGUGCCUCUGCAUGAACCCUGGCUCUUUUCCAAGAAGUGGAUUUUCAUUCAAAGUUUUUUACCCUUCCAGUAAGACCGUGGAAGACAGCAAACUUCAGGGCUUUUGAGACUCAUGAGAAUAAAGGAAAUGAAUUUUCUCAUUUUUUAUCUUGUGUAAUUUGUAUAUUAAAUUGUAAUAAAAUUAUGGCAAACCUUAGAAAGUUCAGCACAGGUUGUAUUUAAUAAAAUUUGAUGUUAUAUUACACUUCAGAAAGUUUUAUAGAAAACUAUUUUCUCUGCUGUCUCUAAAACAUGUAGAUAUUUUCAGAUUACAUAUUUGUGCUUGUUUAAUUCCAUGCUAGUCACAAUCCGUUCAUUUUAGAAAAUAAGUAUUUUAACAUUUUGAGAAGCUUUUCAGUCUGACUUGGGUUAUUGGCACCAUAAUUGUAUUAAUAAAUUCACACGUAAAAAUUCUUUUUACAAAGUUGAGAAAAAUCUGUUUUAGGGUGUUGGUAUUUACAACAUAAUUAUCCAUAACUUUUUAAUUUUUAAUUAUCAUUCCCAUAGUUUUUAUACUUAUAAAACAUACGAUUUUUGUUUAGUUUUUUGCUUUUCUGGGGAUUGAACCCAGAACCAUCCACACUGCUAGGUAAGCACUGCACUACUGAGCGACACCUGGAGCCGGCGGUCUGCUUUGAAUCACACUGUUCUGUGUGAAGACAAACUGUGAAGUGGCUGGACCUCUGAUGGACAUGGUGACUCAGACCAGGCGUGGAAAGCAGCAGAUAGUGGGGCCACAGUAGGACAAGGUAGGACUUGGUAGCUGAGCGGCAGCGAAGGGUAGUAAAGAGGAAUCAAGGAUAUAUUUAGAUACAGGCCUAAAAGCCAGGGAGGUAUUUACCGAGACCUCAGGUUUGAGAGGUGUCAGGGUUUCUGUUCUGAACAUGGUGAACUGCCUAGCCAAUGUUCAGGUAGAGAAAUCUAAUGUGUGGGUCUCCAACGCUCAGUGGUCAGGUAUGAAUGAAGGUCUAAUCUUGUAGGCAAUAGUUACCACAAAGUAAGACCCACGAAGGCAUCUUACUUGUUUUUAAUGAAGUUUGGUUUUGAACUCAUGAGUUUUCUGCCCUUUCCUCCUACGUGGUAGAUUAUAGAUAUGCACCACUCUACCUGGCUCAAGGUCUUCCUUCCAAACAAAAUCUGAAGCUUUCGAAAUACAAGAUAUAAAGCCCCUCAUUACCACACACACCUCAGCGCAUCGUUGCCAGCUGUAUACUGUUUUUCUAUGGCACAGUGACUGCACCUGAACCUACCAAUGCCUCAGCUGCCUCCACAUAGGGAGUAAAUGUUUUUACUAAGUCCCUGUCUUUUUAUUUUUAUCAAUAAAGACUCGGGAGCCAGAUGCUGGGGUGAAAAACCCACUAGCUAGCUCAGAGAGGCAGAGAAAGCCCCUAGCUGCUCCGUCCUCGGUUGGAAGAAAGAGCUUUUUUCUACCCCUGUCUAAAACACAACCUUCUCCAACCAGAUGUCCUCUUCUACUUCCUGUGGCUCUCUUUGACUUCCUGGCUUCAUCUCACUCGCUAAGGUGACUUCCAGCCAACUGGUUGCUCUGCCUCUUGACCGAUUGUUGAUUUUAUUUACAUAACGCAAUCUCCGGGUUAUCAGUGUGAUCGAAUAUCCCGCAACAGUAUACCCAAUAUCACAGUGUACCGUGAUUAAGAAAGGGGCCUACCCUGGAAGACCACUCUUGUUCUUUUCCGGGCCCAACACUCCACUCCCCCUUUUCAGAACAACCAUUAGUGUGGUAUUUUCUUUCUCAUUGACAUAGUUGUAUAGCCCAGAUUCUACCAGUGAGGUUUACUUAGCCACAUUUUUAUUGACUGUGUAAUGGACUAUUCCCAGACAUACGCAUUAUUUUGUAUCGGUUUCUUUUAUAUAACAUUACAGUAGUGGCAUUCAUUGGUAUUGCUGUAUAGCUGAUGUGUGCUGGAUAUGUGCUGCUAAUUAUCCACUUGAUUACGAAUGAGAGCUAAGCUAUUUUCUAGUAUUUGAGGACUACUAACCAAU